Lactuca saligna is the source of this 777-nucleotide messenger RNA. The record is from the annotation of a GenBank genome assembly. Lineage: Eukaryota; Viridiplantae; Streptophyta; Magnoliopsida; Asterales; Asteraceae.
AUGAUUAUUUAUCAGAAAUUCUGUUUGAUUUUCCUUGUUAUCGUUGGUUUGCUGAUUUUGAUUUCUGGGUUUUUUUCGUUGAUCAUAAUCUUCAUAUUGAAGCCAAGAAGACCGAUCUUCUCAUUUGAAACGAUUGACAUUUAUUCCUACAAUUUCGAUGUUCCAGAUUCUUCUGAUGUAUUACUUUCCACUGUUGCUUCUGUAACCUUAAUUACGCAAAAUCCAAACAAAAUCGGUAUAAAGUAUGAUUUUUCAAAGCUACAGAUACUUGAUAAUGGAUUGGUGGCAGGGAUGAUUAGAAUCCCGGAGUUUUAUCAGCCAGCUGGAAGCCAUAAUUUGAGGGUUGAAAUUGACAUUUUAUUUCGGGAUCUUGAUGUAACUUCAAUCAUGUCUGGAGUUGAAAUAAAUAAUUUUACAAUCAAAGUAUUGGGUGAUAUUGGAGUUCAUUUACAUGUUAUGAAGAUUGAAUUGCCAAAGAUCAAGGUUUGUUUGGAUUGUGAUGUAGCAAUUGAUGGUAGAUAUUUGAUAUCUAGGAACAAAAUCUCAAGCCUGAAAGCAGUCAAGAAUUAUAUUGCACAUUUUAAUGCUAAGUCAGAUGCUUUCUCCAAUAAAUGUUCCAUAGGAUUUUACGUAUAAAUAAUCAGCUGUGAUAGCUGAGCAGGUGCAAGAUCAAAACAGCGUUGUUUCAAAAUUCAAUAAAUUAUUGAAGAUAUUUAUUAAUAUUUUUUCUUUUUGAAAAAUAGUGUCACAAUUCUCUUUAUUUUUAAUGAAUUUGAA